Adineta ricciae is the source of this 915-nucleotide messenger RNA. The record is from the annotation of a GenBank genome assembly. NCBI's taxonomy places the organism in Eukaryota, Metazoa, Rotifera, Eurotatoria, Adinetida, Adinetidae.
AUGACAUGCAAUGAAUCCGAUAUCGAAUCAAUAUCAGAUGACGAUGAUGAAAUUUACAUGAAUCAAUUAACUGGACUAGUUGAAGGUGAAAUUAUUCAUAUUCAAGCAGUAACUGUUGGUGGUGAAGGAGGAUCGAUCGAAGUUAUUCGAUCAGAUCAUGAUGAAUCGAUCGAACAAAAUCAACAUCAACAACAUGUCGAACUGAAUGAAACACCACAAAAUCAAAUUAAACGUCGAAAGAAACGAAGUGCUGAAGCAAAAACCAAAUAUAACAGAAGACACAAUCAGCAACGACGGACAUAUCGUUAUAAUUAUCCAAGUCGUCGAUUGUUACAUCAACCCUUAAAAUCUGAAAUUCAUAUAUCAGAUCGAUUACGGCUCUGUGAUUGGCUGAAAGGUUGGACUGAAGAAGAUUUUCUUCAUCUGGCACCAUCGGAUGAAUUUUAUGUUUGGACUGUUCGCAAACCAAAUUAUGAAAAUGAUAGAAUUUGGGCAAAAAAUGUUGAAGAUAUUGAAGACGAUGAAAGGUAUCGUGAAAUGGUUAAAAACCAAGCGUGUAUCGGCAUUUGUAUCAUUUUCACCGCGAAAAAAAUGCAUCGGGUGAUUAAAGAUAAAGGUGAAUCUUGGACCGGUGAAUAUUUUCGUGGCAUUAUUUUAAUGCAACACGUAUUUUCGUUCCUCACCGACGAAGAAAACGUAAUUGAUCUGGAUAAUGUGAUAUUUGUUCCCGAUAAAGCACGAUGUAUGCGAGCAAACAUGACUCAACAUCUGAUUCGAGAUAACAACAUCGAGUUUUGGGGCAACGAUAUCUGGCCUGGUAAUUCACCUGAUCUCAAUACGGUAGAACAUAUUGGAUCAAUAAUUAAAGAUGAAGUUGAGCAAAAAAUGUUAUCGAAAACUGGACAUAAUCGAUAG